UGGACUCAGUUCAGUUUCUCCGCAUGUCAACACGGGACCGUGUCCGUGAGCACGGGGCAGAAAGAGACCUAGUGACCGAGCGGAGAGGGUUAGCAACCGCGUCGCUUCUUUCUUUUUUUUUAACGGCAGAAGCGUGUUUAGUGUUUCCGGAGACUCCUUUGUGCGCGCGCGCGUGUGUGUUUCGUGCGCGGGAAUCGCGCGUGUCCCCCAUGGAUGUGUCCGUCUUCUGAAGUUAACCGCGAGCUCGUGCGCUGCUGUUUUCUUUGGGCUCGCGCACUCCAGACUGCACGGUGUGCAUGCAUACAGGCCGCUUUGGGCUCUGUGUGUUUCUCUGUAUCAGUGUGUGUGAUGUGUGUGUGAUGUGUAUGUGUGUGUAUGUGUGUGUCCCUCUGGUCAGUGUUUAAAUGUUCCUAACGGAGGAGAGAUUAAAAAGGGCCAAAUCCGCUGCACUGCUUUCCCAAUAAGAGGAAUAUGAUCUCUUCCUGGCUGACUUUUGCACUUCUUUUGGGAACUUUUGGUGCAGUACCCAGCCAUGGAGAGGUGGAGACACGAGAGUGUUUGUACUACAACAUCAACUGGGAGAUUGAGAAGACCAACCAGAGCGGCGUGGAGCGGUGUGAAGGCGAGAAGGACAAGCGCUCUCACUGCUACGCUUCAUGGCGCAACAACUCUGGAACCAUCGAGCUUGUGAAGAAGGGCUGCUGGUUGGAUGACUUCAACUGCUAUGACAGGCAAGAGUGCGUGGCCACGGAGGAGAACCCGCAAGUGUUCUUCUGCUGCUGCGAGGGCAGCUUCUGCAACGAGAGGUUCACACACCUACCCGAAGUGGGCGGACCAGUGAUCGAGCCCCCUCCUGCUGAGCUCUCUCUGUUGAACGUAUUGGUGUAUUCCCUGCUGCCAGUCACAAUGCUCUCCAUGGCUCUGCUGCUGGCCUUCUGGAUGUACCGCCACCGCAAGCCACCCUACGGCCACGUCGACAUCAAUGAGGACCCGGGUCCAGCUCCUCCGUCUCCUCUGGUAGGGCUGAAACCCCUGCAGCUGUUGGAGAUUAAAGCUAGAGGGCGCUUUGGAUGUGUGUGGAAAGCCCAGAUGGUGAACGAAUACGUAGCUGUGAAGAUCUUCCCCAUUCAGGAUAAGCAGUCGUGGCAAAACGAGCGAGACAUGUUCAUCACACCAGGGAUGAAGCACGACAACUUGCUGCGUUACAUCGCUGCUGAGAAACGAGGGACCAGCCUGGAAAUGGAGCUCUGGCUCAUUACCGAGUUCCACGAAAAGGGUUCUCUGACUGAUUUUCUGAAGGGCAGCGUUGUAAGCUGGAAUGAGUUAUGUCACAUUGCUGAAACUAUGGCUUGUGGCCUGGCCUACCUUCAUGAAGAUGUACCACGGUAUAAAGGAGAAGGUCCCAAACCUGCCAUUGCUCACAGGGAUUUCAAGAGUAAAAAUGUGAUGCUGAAGAACGAUCUGACGGCCGUCAUCGGCGACUUCGGCUUGGCAGUGAGAUUUGAGCCUGGAAAAGCUCCAGGAGACACUCAUGGCCAGGUUGGCACACGGAGGUACAUGGCACCUGAGGUUCUGGAAGGAGCCAUUAACUUCCAGAGGGAUGCGUUUCUGAGGAUAGACAUGUACGCCGUGGGACUCGUGCUCUGGGAGCUGGUGUCCCGCUGUGCAGCCGCCGAUGGUCCAGUAGAUGAGUACAUGCUGCCCUUUGAGGAGGAGAUCGGACAGCACCCGUCCCUGGAGGACCUGCAGGACGUCGUGGUCCACAAAAAGAUGAGACCCGUGCUGAAGGAGUGCUGGCUUAAACAUCCGGGUCUGGAGCAGUUGUGUGAGACGAUAGAGGAAUGCUGGGACCAUGACGCUGAGGCUCGUCUGUCAGCAGGCUGCGUAGAGGAACGUCUCUCUCAGAUCCGGCGCCUUGGUAACGGCCCUGCCUCUGACUGCCUCGUCUCUGUGCUCACCUCCGUCACCAACGUGGACUUAUCACCCAAAGAGUCCAGCAUCUGAGAACGAGGUGGUGGUGGGGAACUCUCAAAAACGAAACCCGAAGCGAAAGAAACAACCUUCGUCUUUCCAGACUCAGCGGAUCUCAGACAACAAUGAAUGCAGCUGCUAUUUUAUCCUGACGUUUUUUAAAUUAAUUAUUAUUAUUAUUAUUAGUAUGAUUAUUAUUCUGAUCGGAUCAAUACUACCAGCACACUUCGCUACUGUAUUUUUAUCAAGAGAGGAAAACACAAAAGUUAAAGAAAAAAAAACAAGAAAAAAAAACAGCAUAAGGACAUCUCAAAGCGCAUUCAGGUGCCGACUUAUGAAUGCUGACAAGAUGCAGGUACCUCAACCGUUUCAGUUCAGUGGGUUUUGUUUUGUUUGUUUUUGUUUUUCUUUAUAUUCCAAUGUUUCUGUCUUCUGGACAGGAUUGCCUAAGGCAAAACUAACCAACACAUCAAGCAACCGUUCACCAUGUUGGAAAAACAACAAUGCUGCAAAACCUGUGAGGAACAUUUAUGACUGUUACAUUAACCUUCCUCAAGGAAUUUUUAUUUCCGAGUUUUUUUUAAAGAACUUUUCCUCUCUGACUGUGUGCUAUUCAAAUUUACGGAAAACGUGUCUUUUACGGAACUAACGGGUGUCUCUAGAACACAACAAUUGUGGAAGACAACUGGAUUGUUUUUUUUUGUUUGUUUGUUUUUUCUUUUCUUCUUCUUCAUUUGUUUUUUUGCUGUCAAAGCUGGCGACUGUGAAGAGGGGUCGGUUCAGAAUUUUUAAUCGUGUGGAAAUGAGAAUUUAGCUUAGAGAAUAUUGGCUUUGCAUUUAGAGAUAGUGGACGAGGCAAGGAUUUGGAUAAUGUGUUUUGUUUGGUACAGAAUUAUUUCUCAGGUAAACAGUUUUGG
Tachysurus vachellii is the source of this 2888-nucleotide messenger RNA. It is a transcript of the gene acvr2ba, whose product is annotated as activin A receptor type 2Ba. Gene Ontology annotation, biological process: protein phosphorylation; activin receptor signaling pathway; cellular response to growth factor stimulus. The transcript is spliced from 11 exons. Gene Ontology annotation, molecular function: ATP binding; activin receptor activity; activin binding. Lineage: Eukaryota; Metazoa; Chordata; Actinopteri; Siluriformes; Bagridae. Gene Ontology annotation, cellular component: activin receptor complex; plasma membrane. The coding region runs from base 472 to 2004 and encodes 510 amino acids. The record is from RefSeq and is a predicted model, not a curated record.